Messenger RNA from Oldenlandia corymbosa var. corymbosa, 1258 nucleotides. Lineage: Eukaryota; Viridiplantae; Streptophyta; Magnoliopsida; Gentianales; Rubiaceae. The record is from the annotation of a GenBank genome assembly.
AGAAAACCCACAACUACAAGUACUUGGAAAGUGUUUUGGGGGAAACCGAUCAAAACCUUAAACCUUCAGAAAAUCCUAAACCCAUGACUAAAAGAUAAACAACAACAGUAUAUACGUAUAGUAUAUAAGACCAAACAAUAUUCCCAAGUCGUCUUCCCUUACUGUAUAUUUUUAAUUUUCUUCAACAUCCCCUGUUUGAUUGAUUGAUCACUUUCAAUCCUUGUCCACAUAAAGUUUCUCAUACUAUUUCCUUCAAUUCUCUUCUCUGCAACCCGUUUUACAAGUUCUGUUCUUGUGGGUUUUCCUUCUCGGUAAGUGAAUUUGAUUUUGGGAUUUCCUGCAAUUUGUUUCUCCCUGCCCUUUUUUGCUUGGUUUGGUUCUAUUUUAGUUUUUACUGUUGUUAAAGUUUUUUACUUUUUGCCGCUUGUAAUGAAAUUGAAUCUCUCUUUGAUCAUGUGUGCAGGUUUGGUUAUGUGAUUGGAGCUGAAUGAUGGGUAACGCUUGUUGUUGCUUCGGUUAUGAAGAAAUUGGUUCUGAUCAUCAGGGAAGCUCCGGCUGUUUUCACGGUCUUGUUAGCAAGUGUCGAGCUCUAUUUGGAAGAGGAAGUCCAGCCCCUGCAUCUGAUGAAGAAGCUAUCCCUCUAGAAUCUGAAGGAAUACAAAUUGGUUCUUCUGCAACCAGUCCGAUUGAUGUUACUUUGUCAGUGGAUCAGAAUUCACAAAUGUCAGGGGAUGAUGUAGUUGGAGGGCAAGAUAGAGGCUCAAGUCAUUCCCGUGCCGAGGAGCCGGUACCAAUUACUGCAACUGUUCAACAACCACCGAACCUGUUGAAAGUAGACACUACGCUAUUUAAUGCUUUUAAGCCAGGGAAAGAUAAAGAAUUGUGCUCUGAUUCCUCUUUGAAGGUCUUCUCUUCAGUGGAGCUAUAUGGUGCGGAAUAUCUUAGUCCUUCAUCAGAAGAUGAGGAUGUUUGCCCCACUUGUCUUGAAGAGUAUACUGGAGAAAAUCCGAAAAUUGUCACUCAUUGCUCGCACCAUUAUCACCUUAGUUGUAUAUACGAGUGGAUGGAGAGAAGUGAAACCUGUCCCGUUUGUGGAAAGCUGAUGGAAUUUGAUGAAUAAAUCUUGUCAUCCUGAGCUUGGUGCCGGCUUUUGUACAUGAUUGAAGACAGAGACGAGGGUAAAGAAGAUUUAGUAGUAAAAUACUAAAAUGUUGGGAGAUUGAUUGUGUUUCCUUCUUUUCUUUUUUUUUUUUUUUUG